AUGCCGGCUGUCACCAAGUACAACCUGGUGGACGACGCGCGCGAUCUGAGGCUCCCCAUGCACAACGAGGAGGUGUUUAAGCAUGGGGUCUGCUUCGAGGCAAAGUACAUCGGCAGUCUGGAGGUGGGACGCCCGGGCAGUCGACUGGAGAUUGUUGCUGCGAUGAGGAGAAUCAGAUAUGAAUUCAAGCUGAAAAACAUAAAGAAGAAGAAGGUGAACAUUCUUGUUUCCACCAAUUAUGUCAAAGUGUUCCUGCGCAAGAAAAAGAAGAGAAAAGAAUGGUCAUCUGAUGAGAACUCCAUCCUGGUGACACAAGAUCCCAUCCACAGGAUAUUUUAUGUCUCACAUGAUGCUCAAGACCUAAAGAUUUUCAGCUACAUAGCAAGAGAGGGAGAGAGCAACGUUUUUCGCUGCAAUGUGUUCAAGUCUAAGAGGAAGUCUCAGGCUAUGAGGAUUGUGCGGACGGUGGGCCAGGCGUUUGACGUGUGCCACCAGCUGACCCUGCAGGAGAAAUGUGACGCACAAGAGGAUGAGGAGGAGGAGAAGUCAGAGGAGCCAGAGGAAGCAGCAGCAGCAAAGAAGAGGGUGGCGUUGUUGGAGGAGACCGAUGUUGAAGCCACCACAGAGGAGAGCAUCGAGUGCGUCUCCUCAGACCUGGAAAAGAACAAGAAGGACGAGGCUCUUGGAGGGAAGGUGUACAAUGAGGAGCCUCUUCUGCAGAGCUCCUCCAUGCUGGGAGCCUCUGCAUUGGGUCAGUCUGCAGCAGAGGCCUCCGGCUCUGCAGAGCAUCAGGUCCAGCUCCUGCAGAAACAGCUGCAACAGCAGGAACAGCAAGCGCUGGCAGCUUCAGCUCAGGUUCACGUGCUCCAGGAGCAGCUGUCGGUGGAGUUGUGUGCUCGGACCGAAGCCCAGGCUCGAGUCCAGAGACUGCUGCAGCAGAACACCGACCUGCUGCAGCACAUUUCACUCCUGGUCAAACAGAUUCAGGAGCUGGAGCUCAAAUCUGCUGGCCACAUAACUUCAAUGGGCUCCCAGGACAGUCUUCUGGAAAUAACGUUCCGUGCCAGGCCCUCCAGCGGGCCCUGUGCACCCCUCACUCCACCAGCUACUGGCCCGUUAGCUGUUCAGUCCCAGCUCCAGAGCAGUGACAGUGCCUGGUUCUCUGCUCUGCCAGGGCCCUGUUCUCCGGGCAUCGACACAUUUCCUCUGGGGCCCAGCAGCACUGGAGUUCGGCUCGAGUGCUUUCGUUUUUCCACGCUCGGGGUGGACAACCAAGCGCCAGGUCAGGACACAGGAGAGACGCCCAGUGAUGAGAGCUCGCUGUUGGGGGAGCAGGUCCUGGGAGCCCUGGAGUUACUUCGCUUUAGGGAGUCUGGGAUUGGAUCGGAGUACGAAUCAAACACAGAUGAGAGCGAUGACCGUGACAGCUGGGGGCAGGGGGAAGGAGCCGGGGCCGAGGCUGCAGCACGACUCCUAAAUGUACUGAACACAGAGAGCCUGCCGGACUGCUUAGGUGAUGAGAUGGCUGUUUAGUGGGGCUCUGAAAGCAGCUCAGCGUCACUUUACACUUAUGCACCACC
This is a messenger RNA of Nematolebias whitei (Rio pearlfish), 1580 nucleotides long. Its product is annotated as carboxyl-terminal PDZ ligand of neuronal nitric oxide synthase protein. The record is from RefSeq and is a predicted model, not a curated record. The coding region runs from base 1 to 1533 and encodes 510 amino acids. Gene Ontology annotation, molecular function: nitric-oxide synthase binding. The transcript has 10 exons. NCBI's taxonomy places the organism in Eukaryota, Metazoa, Chordata, Actinopteri, Cyprinodontiformes, Rivulidae.